This is a messenger RNA of Jatropha curcas, 1256 nucleotides long. RefSeq names its product alpha/beta-Hydrolases superfamily protein. Gene Ontology annotation, molecular function: hydrolase activity. The record is from RefSeq and is a predicted model, not a curated record. NCBI's taxonomy places the organism in Eukaryota, Viridiplantae, Streptophyta, Magnoliopsida, Malpighiales, Euphorbiaceae.
CCAUAGCCAAUAACCAUAUCUCCAAAACAUAAAAACCAAAACAAAAUUCAAAACAUGGGUUCUCUUCCCCAUAUAGUAGAAGAUUGCAUGGGUGUUCUUCAACUCUUUAGUGAUGGCUCCAUUUUUAGGCCUAAAUCUAUAAAUUUCAAUUUGCCAGUAAUUAAUGACAACUCUAUCCUCAUCAAAGACUCUCUCUUUGAUAAAAAUCAUAAUCUUUCUCUUCGUCUCUAUAAACCCACUUCCCUACCAUCACCAUCUUCAAACGAUAAAAAUAAAAAACUUCCGAUAAUAUUAUUUAUCCAUGGCGGUGGUUUCUGUGUAGGCUCUCGUUUAUGGCCUAACUGUCAUAACUGCUGUUUGCGUCUAGCUUCUGGCCUAAAAGCUCUGGUUAUCUCUAUAGACUACCGUUUGGCGCCGGAGCAUAGGCUGCCGGCAGCCAUAGACGAUGCAGUCAGUGCCAUGCAGUGGCUGCGAAAUCAAGCUUUGAGUGAGAGUGGAAAUGGAGAUGCAUGGUUAAGUAAUGAUGAUGUUGACUUUGACCAGGUUUUUGUAAUAGGUGAUUCUUCUGGUGGGAAUAUUGCACACCACUUGGCGGUUCGGUUCGGUGCCGGUUCAAACGGGUUGGCUCCGGUUCGAGUACGAGGUUAUAUUCUGUUGGCGCCAUUUUUUGGUGGACUUGCUAGGACGAUGUCUGAGGAAGGACCUAGUGAACAGUUUCUGAAUCUUGAUGUACUAGACAGAUUUUGGAGGCUGUCUAUGCCUGUUGGAGAAAGUAGAGAUCAUCCAUUGGCAAACCCAUUUGGACCAGAGAGCUUGAAUCUUGAAAAGGUUGGUCUUGAUCCACUGUUGGUGAUGGUAGGCAGCAAUGAACUAUUGAAAGAUAGGGUUAAGGACUAUGCAAAGAGGUUGACACAAAUGGGAAAGAAAAUAGAUUACCUUGAAUUUGAGGGAAAGGAGCAUGGUUUCUUCACAAAUAAUCCUUACUCUGAAUCUGCUUUUCAAGUGAUUGAAGCCAUUCAGAAGUUCAUGUUUCAUAACUCCACUUAAUCAAAUCCAUGUAUAAAUUUUAGAGUUCAAGUAUUCUAAUAAUUAGUAAUUUCCAAUUAAUUAGGUUGGUUAUGUGUACUAUUAACUUAGCUAUAAUUAGGGGAUUAUAUUUCUUUUUUUUUUUUCAUUUUCUCUUUCUUUUUUAUACUUUGUCUUGGAUUGGAUUUUGAAUUCGAGAUAUAUCAUAAUAAUUUUGGAGAUGCCUCUAA